Molecule: messenger RNA, 642 nt
Organism: Vidua chalybeata
Lineage: Eukaryota; Metazoa; Chordata; Aves; Passeriformes; Viduidae
Product: kallikrein-14-like
Exons: 4
Coding region: 115-594 (159 amino acids)
Biological process (GO): proteolysis
Molecular function (GO): serine-type endopeptidase activity
Source: RefSeq, a predicted model, not a curated record
CUGGUGGCUCCGCGCUGGGUGGUGACGGCGGCGCACUGCACCACACCUGGGGUGACCACGGUGGCCCUGGGCAAGCACCGGCUGUACGCGCGCGAGGCGGGCGAGCAGCGCCGCAUGGUGGCCCGCAUGGUGGCCCACCCGGGCUACGACCCGUCCACCAAGGACAACGACAUCAUGCUGCUGAAGCUGCUGGCCCCCGCCGCCAUCUCCGACCGCGUCCGGCCCAUCCCGGUGGCCUCGUGCCUGCCCCGGCCCGGCACCGCCUGCGUCACCUCGGGCUGGGGCGCCACCACCUCGCCUGAAGUGACGUACCCCGAGGUGCUGCAGUGCGUCAACGUCACGCUCUUCUCCCCGGCCGAGUGUCGCCGCUUCUACCCCGGCUCCAUCACCGACAACAUGAUCUGCGCCGGGCACCUGCAGGGCGGCCGGGACUCCUGCCAGGGCGACUCCGGCGGCCCCCUGGUGUGCGAGGGCGCCUUGCAGGGCAUCGUCUCGUGGGGGAUGGAGCGCUGCGGGCAGCCGCGGCGCCCCGGCGUCUACACCAAGGUGUGCCGCUACGCCCGCUGGAUCCACGAGACCAUGGAGGACACCUGAGGAGGCGCCGGCCACGGCGCCGCGCUCCCAGCGGACAUUAAAGAUGUG